AUGGCAACGGAACGAGAGCCUAUUGCCAUUAUUGGGAGCGCAUCGCGCUUUCCCGGCAACGCUACCAACCCACAGAAGCUCUGGGACCUUCUCAUACACCCCAGGAAUGUGGGAAGGGUGAUCCCCGGUGACCGAUUCUCUGUGGAAGGCUUCUGGAAUGUGGACGGGUCGCAUCAUGGCACGUCCAAUGUCAAACAAUCCUACUUUAUCGAAGAUGAUACCCGUCAUUUUGAUGCCAAUUUCUUCAAUAUCAAUCCCAGAGAAGCGGCGGCCAUUGAUCCCCAGCAUCGCCUACUGCUCGAAGUGACUUAUGAGGCUCUAGAGAGUGCUGGUCUCUCGAUUGAUAUCCUCCGAGGAACUACCACAGGGGUCUACGUGGGCCUUAUGUGUGCCGAUUAUCUCGACGUCCAAUUGAGGGAUCCGGAGGCCCUUGCACAGUAUCAUGCCACAGGCACAGCACGCAGCAUCCUGUCCAAUCGGGUGUCCUACUUUUAUGACUGGAAAGGGCCCUCGGUAACUGUCGACACCGCGUGUUCUUCUAGUCUGGUGGCUGUCCACCAAGCCGUGCAAGCCCUGCGCCAAGGGGAAGGCUCCACGGCCAUGGCAGCGGGUGUCAAUCUUAUAUUUGGACCCGAGAUGUACAUUGCCGAGUCAAAUCUGCGCAUGUUGUCGCCAACAGGUCUGUCCCGCAUGUGGGAUGCCAGUGCCGAUGGAUAUGCUCGCGGUGAGGGUGUCGGAGUGGUGAUUCUUAAGCGUCUCGGGGAUGCCCUCCGGGACGGGGAUCCCAUUGAGUCUGUGAUCCGGGAAACGGCAGUGAAUUCGGACGGACGCACGAACGGGCUCACCAUGCCAUCCUCGGCCAGUCAGGCGGAUCUGAUCCGUCAGACCUACCAACGUGCUGGGCUUGACCCGACCCAGGCGUCCGAUCGAUGCCAGUACUUUGAGGCUCACGGCACGGGGACGCCCGUCGGGGACCCCCUUGAAGCCGAAGCCAUUCACUCGGCAUUCUUCCCUGAAUCCUGCGAUGGCAGUCGGGUGCAAGAGAGCCAGCUGUAUGUAGGGUCCAUUAAGACGGUCGUUGGCCACACGGAGGGGGCAGCCGGAAUUGCAGGCUUGCUCAAGGCGUCCCUGGCCCUGCAGCAUGAGACCAUUCCACCGAACCUGCAUUUCAGGCAGCUAAACCCCAACAUUGUACCAUUCUACGACGGCCUGCAUGUCCCCACCAAACCAAUUCCGUGGCCGCCGGCGCAGGUUCGCCGUGCUUCGGUCAACAGCUUCGGUUUUGGCGGGACCAAUGCACACUGUAUCCUCGAACAAUAUGCACCUUCCAUUCACGGUGAGCCAACCAUGGGCUUCAGCAAGCCCGUAGGUGAACCGGCGGUUGAAAGCCCGCUGAUUAGCCUGCCCUUCUCUGCCUCAUCUCAAUCAUCCUUGGCCCGUUUAUUACAGAAAUAUGCUGCCUUCAUCGCCGCCCAUCCCUCGGUGGACCUGCAAGCAGUAUCCCUGGCGCUACAAAAGCGCUCGAAUCUCCCCUUCAAGCACUAUGUGUCUGGCCUUACCCGUGAGUCAAUUUUACAGCAGUUGCAAGACCCUCAUUGGCAGUCCGGGGCUUCCGGCGGAGGGGCUGAGGCCCACAGUUCCGCGAUCCUGGGAGUCUUUACGGGUCAAGGGGCGCAAUGGCCCACAAUGGGUCGUGAACUGAUGCUUCGGCCCGCGGCUGCCAGACCCUCCCGCAUGGUUCUCCGGCAAGAGAUCCUCGCUGAUGCGGACACAUCUCGGUGCCAGCAGUCAACAUACGCCCAGCCACUGACAACUGCUGUCCAGGUGGCUCUAGUCGAUCUGCUCCACAGUGUCGGCAUUCGCUUCGCCGUGGUUGUGGGACAUAGCAGUGGCGAAAUAGGGGCCGCCUACGCGGCAAAUUGCAUCACAGCAGAAGCAGCAAUAACCAUUGCCUACUAUCGUGGCCUCUAUUCCCCGCGUGCAGACCCCGGGGAAGGUGGGCCCAGGCGCUCGAUGAUGGCCGUGGGGAUGGGAUUUAACGAAGCGACCCGGUUCUGCAGCCAACCCGAGUAUGCCGGAAUGAUCUUUCCGGCUGCCAGCAACUCGCCCUCAUCGACCACGCUGGCUGGGAAUCUGUCAACCUUGGAGGCUGCCAGGGACGAGUUGGCUCGUCAACAGAAAUUUGCUCGCAUUCUGCGGGUCGAUAAAGCCUACCAUUCUCCCUUCAUGCAGCCAUGCGCGGAGCCCUACCUACAAGCUCUCCAACACUGCAACUUUGCGUACCGCAUGUCUAACCCGUCUUGUACCUGGAUCUCCUCUGUGCAUGGCUUCGAAAUGGAUUGCAGCUCAGAUUGUGUGGAUAACAGCUAUUGGCUGAAGAACCUCCUGCAGCCCGUCCUAUUUUCGGAUGCUUUGUCGCAGGCCAUCCGCGACCAUGGCCCCAUUUCUUGUGCCAUUGAGGUUGGCCCGCAUCCAGCGCUGGCAGGUCCAGCAGGGCAGACAUUCAAGGCGCUUCAGCAAAAGGUACCCACCUAUCUUGGGGCGCUGACCCGGGGAGAGAAUGAUGUCCUUCGCCUGAGUAAGUGUCUGGGUGACGUUUGGAAACUCUGCGGUCCAUCCUCUGUCGACCUCCAGGUAUUCCAGAGUCUGAUCAAUGGAGGAAACGGCGCCCUGUCAGCCACGAUCUUGAAGACCCUGCCAAGUUACCCAUGGGAUCACGAGCGAUUGUACUGGAGGGAGUCGCGUGCUUCUAAAGAAUAUCGCACCCGAGCACCUCCCCAUGAGCUUCUGGGCGUCUGUGUGGAGCAAUCUGAGCAUCUCUGGCGGUGGCGAAACAUUCUGCAUCCCCAGGAGAUCUCAUGGCUGCACGACCACCGAUUCCAAGGCGAGAUGCUGUUCCCAGCAGCAGGAUAUUGUACAAUGGCCAUGGAGGCAGCGCUGCGCUUCUCGUACCCACGACCUGUCCAUCUCCUGGAGCUGCACAAGCUGGAUAUCCGUCGCGGGAUCAGCAUCGAUGGAAGCGCCGACGGCAUAGAGGUCCAUUGCCACCUCGCUCCUGGUUCCACACAAGAAUCAAAGGAGUCGUCGUUCUUGGAAAUUGUCAAUCUCACCUUUACCUGCACGGCUGGUCACGUCGAUGGCUCUGAUGCAUUGACAACCAGAUUCACUACCCGCAUCCGACUGCAACUGGGGAGUCCUGACCUCACUGUUCUGCCCAGGAAGCAGCAACAGUCUUCGGGGAAGUCUCCUGUAGACAUUGAACGGUUUUACGGGUUUAUGUCCCAGCUGGGCUUGGACUAUACUGGGCCCUUUCGUUCUCUGCUAGCCAGCGAGCGGAGGCUGUUCCAAGCGUCAGCGACGGUGGCCCAUGUGCCAUCCUCUUCCUGCUUCAUGCACCCGGGUGUCCUGGACACUUGCUUUCAGACUCUUUUUGUAGCUUUUGCAUCCCCGGAUGAUGAGAGUCUUCGGGCACCUCAUCUGCCAAGGGAGAUCCAAUCUAUGCGAUUCAACCCAGAAGCCAUAGCCCACGCGGAUCAUCCUAGGGACUCUUCAUUCCAGGUCGAUUCUUAUGUUACCAAAGCUACGCCUCCUACUCCGAGGGCUCCAUCAGAUAUGGUAGGUGACAUUGAUGUCUAUACAGCGACCGGUGACUGUGUGAUGCAGGUCGAGGCCCUCCGGUGUGUUGCCUUGGCAGUGACCACCGAAAAGGACGACCGCGCGAUGUUCCAUCGCACCCACUGGGAGCUUGACAUCCAGGCGGGAAUGGUCGUAUCUUUUGAAGAACCCAGUGAGGAGUAUUUAUCGCACCUGCAGCAUUAUGAGGCGGUCGCUCGCCAGGCUAUUGAUGGAACACUCCCGGGGGUGGGCGAAUUAGUGUCUCCUGAACUGCAGUUGAUUCAACAGGCCACAUCAUUUGGUCGUGCAACUCCUGGCGAGAGUUCCGAGGCCCAGUCGGCCUUCGAGGCGGCGCAGAACGAAUAUUGGAAAACGAGCGCUGGGGCUCGACGGAUGCAACAGUAUAUUGUGCGCACUAUGGAGCAGGUGACACACAAGUAUCCUCGCAUGAGAAUUCUUUUACUCCUCGACGACGACGAUAUAUCCACUGCACAGCUCAUUCUCGAUGCUAUCAAUGACAGUUACACGUCCUUCACACUCACCGACUCGUCUUUAGAAACAUUGAAGCUAGCAAAGGGCCGCCUCAAAUCUUACGGUGACACCGUGCAGGUGGAGACUCUAGAUUUGAGUACUUCCCCACCUGACCAGUUGUACGAUAUGGUUAUUGUACAAAGUGGCAUCAUGAGAGAGGGGGCUACCACCAUCCCUUUGGAAUACUGUCGUCGCGUCUUGAAGGCCGGUGGCUUUCUACUGUUCGGUGCUAUUACAGGGCGUGGAAAACUUGCUGGCUGUCUUCAAGGUCGCCUUGUCGACGACUACGAAGCCAAAUUUGAACCCGAACGUCUUUGGGAAGCCCUACUUCAGCAUUCCGGAUUUUCUGGCUUGGACAGUGUUGCCUAUGAUACCGGCAGCUCCCAGUUCCACUGCCACUCCCUAAUUUUGUCUCAGGCCAUGGAUGCCUCCCUUCAGUCUCUCCGGCACCCGCUUGCUUAUCCCGACCAAACAGCGGGUGUAGAAGGCAAAGACCACGUCCUCAUUCUCGGAGGUCACACUGGCCUCGGGGGCCCAGAAUUGACAUUAUUAAGAAACCAUCUAUCUAGAUGGAAUGAACAGAUUGCCAACAUCGCCUCCCUUGAGGACCUCGUCGGCGAGAACAUGCAGAACCUUCCGAGCCACGUUCUCUGUCUAAUCGACCUCGAUGCACCCCUUUUCCAGGACAUUAGUGCCGUAAAAUUCGCGGCUCUGCAGCGGCUCUUCCAGGAAGCCCGCAAUGUGUACUGGGUGACGCGAGGAUUUAAACAGGGUAAUCCCUAUAGUGCCAUGACAGUUGGUCUGGGGCGGGUCGUGCAGACGGAAUUGCAGGGUCUGAACCUGGGCUUUCUUGACAUUAACAAUGUGGAUGAGGAUGGGAUCACCCAGAUCGCAACUCGGUUUGCCCAGUUUGUAAUCCAUGGCCAACACAGUCAUGCUGUCAAGAACGGAACGAGCCUAUGGUGCCAGGAACGGGAGGUUGCCCUUGAGAAUGGCCUGCCCUAUAUCCCCCGCGUGAAGCAUGCCCGGGACAUGAAUGAUCGGUUCAAUUCAGCCUUCCGACCGAUCGAACAGCCUCUCACGCUUGAUGCACCAUUGGCAAAGCAGUCCGAUACUACUUCAGAAGCGGAGGUUGUCGUCAGUGUGCUUUCGCGCUCCGCCUAUGCUCUUAAGCUCACCGAUGAAGUUUAUGCGGAUCUCUCUAUGGUGAAUAUCAAGGGUAUGGGAGGCGAUCGUCUGGGAUUGGUCAUCUCCUCAUCAGCCGAUGAGAAAACCAUAGUAUGCAAACGAGACGAUAUCCUUGACUUAGGCCUCCUUCAAAACCACACAAUUGGUGUUCCUGAAUUAUUAAGCAUUCUGGUCGCACUACACAUAUCUGAGCGCGUCCAGGCAUCUCUUUGCCCAUAUUCCACUACACUUGUCUUUACGAAUGAUCGUUGGCUACUGAGGGUCCUCGCCAUGUCUAGGGAAGCUGAUCAACGGGCCCUCACACUGGCCACGUCUGAUGAACGGAUCAUGGAAUGGGACGAGUCGAUUGUAUAUGUGCAUCCGCAUACACCAACACGGAACCUGCGGACAUUAGUGCCGCAAGGAGUGAGCAAAUUCAUCAACCUAGACACCGUGUUCCAACCGUUGCAUGAUCGUUUUCUAGCUGCGAUCCCGAGCACAUGUGCCACCCAAUCCGCCAAGGAUUAUCUCUCAGAGCGCGCGUCAACUCCCCAUGUUCUCUCAUCAUCCCAAACAUCUAGGAAUGUAUUGAACAUGAUCUGGACCCAAUGGCUGAUAUUUUCAGCAGCCCUCCAAAGUACCAUGCCGCCUGACACUGCCGUUGCUCAUACUCUCUCAGCCUGCGCUGUCAAGUCAUACAUCCCCGCAGAGAACCCCCAUGUGACCGUUCAUCGACUAGAUCCCAGCCCACUCCUCCACCGCGACGCAACAUAUCUCCUAGUCGGAAUGACCGGAGAGCUAGGCCAAUCCCUCUGCCGGUGGUUGGUAGCGAACGGUGCACAACAUCUAGUCAUCGCAAGCCGGUCCGUGCAACCAGUUCCCUGGCAUGACGAAUUACAACAGUCAUCUGGCUGCCGAUUGAUGACUUUGCAAUUGGAUGUUUGCGAUCAGGAGGCUCUACGCUCUGCACACGAAACAAUUCUACAGUCCAUGCCACCGAUCGCCGGCGUCGUCAAUGGGGCUAUGGUUUUGGCUGAUGCGGCAUUCGUGAACAUGGCGUAUGAAGAUUUCAUUCGCGUACUCGAACCCAAGGUUAGGGGGAGCAAGAACUUAGAUGAGUUAUUUUCGGAGAACGAGCUCGAUUUCUUCAUUAUGCUCUCUUCUACGGCAUCUCUCAUUGGGAAUGCCGGGCAGAGCAAUUAUUCUGCGGCUAAUAUGUAUAUGAACGCACUCGCUGAACAGCGCCGCCAGCGCGGCCUUGCGGGAUCUUGCUUCGAUAUCGGCAUGAUCCUCGGUGUCGGUGUAGUCUCCCGGGAGCGAAUUUACGAGGAGCCCCUGCGCAAGGCAGGAUUGAUGCCAAUUGCCGAGCCUGAUUUCCACUGCAUGUUUACCGAAGCUAUGUGGCUGGGCCGUCCCGGCAUGUCUCCCCAUGCCUCUCCCUGCUUCUCUACAGGUCUUCAUGUUCCCCCGGGCCCGGUGCGGCCGGCAUGGUACCACGAUCCCCGGUUUUCACACUUCCAAGUUCCCGAGAUUGACUCCAGCCGGAGUACAAGUGCUGGGAAAGACGCCACUGUUACCAUCGGAGAACAGCUCCGGAGUAUUUCUGAAUUGACAGUUGCAGAGGGCCUGAUCCAAGAGGCUUUCGUUAUCAGGCUACAGAGCCUACUCCAGCUUACAGGACCAGUCGAGGAUGUGACGCGUGCCCUGUCAGAGCUUGGAAUUGACUCGCUUCUCGCUAUCGAGAUCAAGACUUGGUUCUUCCAGGAGUUGGGAUUCCAGGUCUCCGUAAUGAAGGUCCUCAAUGGCAUCUCUGUUCGUGGUGUAUGUCAUGAGGCAGCCGAGCAUGUCUUCAGGGCUAGAGCGGCCGAAAGCGAGGAGACUCCGACCGUCGAGAGUUCGGACGUUCUGAAGAUACCGAAGACUUCAACUCCCCGACAGCAGGAGGAUGAAGCAACCGAAACGGUAUCGACAAUUGCCCGAACGCAGGAAACCCCCUUCAGUGAUACAUCGUCGCAGACAAGCCACGCAGUUGAGACCCCUACCUCCUCCCAAAUUCUGCCUACCGCUGGCUUGUCCAUCCCAAACAUGGGAGGGCUUUCCAGUGAGCAGGAAAAGAUCUGGUUCAUGUUACAAUCGGUGGAUGACCCCGCCAUGUACAAUUGUACCAUCCAGUAUGAACUUCAAGGGCCGUUGAACCGGGCCCGCUUCCAGGCAGCAGUCACCGAGGUCGCGCAGCGGCACGAGUCGCUGCGAACUGCGUAUAUCACCUAUUCGCGAGAUCAAAUUCCCCAGCGCAUUAUUCUGGAUCAGCCUCAGAUCACAUGGAGAGAGAUCAUGAUAAAGAGUGAUGACAAGGGCAUGGCCGCGGCAGAAUUCCAAGCCCUGCAAACCCGAGCAUUCAAUCUUGCCAAAGGCGAGAGCAUAGCAAUUACUAUCCUCAGCCACGGACCUGCUCGCCAUGAUAUCAUCUUCGGCUAUCACCAUCUCAUAAUGGACGGAGUGAGCUGGCAAAUGGUGCUGCGCGAAUUUGCGUCCGCCUACCAGGAGCCUCAGAGCCUGUCUCCAGUGGUCGCUCAGUACAGUGAAUUUUGCAACCAGGAGGAUUCGACAAGGGACGCGACUACACCCGCAGGGAAUAAAGGGCCAUUUUCAACCGUCACAGACGGUCAAUUGCCCGACGAUCUGCCCUUAUUCCCGUUUGCCCGGGCAGGCUUCCGUACACGGACACGCACGAGCUAUGAGACGACCCGCGUCAGCGCGUACCUAGGCAAAGAGGACGCGAGCCGAGUGCGCUCUAUCAGUUCUCGCACCGGGGCCACAGCAUUUCACAUCCACCUGGCUGCAAUUCAGCUCCUCCUUCAUCAGACCCUCGAGGUUGAUCGAUUCUGUCUCGGAAUCGCCCACGCUAACCGCAACGAUCCGCGCUUUGAGCGAGUCGUCGGGCUGAUGGUCGAGGUCGUGCCGCUGUUGUUCGAGCCGCAACGAGAACAAGGGUUCAAAGAUCUGGUCAAGGAUACCCGAUCUCGUGUGCUGAAGGCAUUGAGCCAGCCUCACAGUGAUAAGAAGUCAUCUAGGCCCUGUGAUAUCGUCGUUAACUAUAUCGCCGGCGUCACACACGAUAUUAUGUUCGAUGAGGCCGUGCUAAAGUACUCAACAUCUGAAGACGCUCGUCAGCCGCAUGACCUGGUCAUCACCGUCCGAGAUAACCCUGAUGGCACGACGGUCAUUACUUUUGGGGCUCUUGAGUACCUAUACCACGCGCAUGAUGUACAGCUCCUGCUGGACCUCUAUGUGCGACUGCUAGGCUCUGUGGCCCUAAACUCCGACCUCAAAUUGGAGGAAUACCGCUGUUUAGAGCCAUUGUGUCUGAAGUUCCCCAGUGAACCGUCAUCCAGCCUGGCAGAGUUAGAUUCCGUCCAGGAGUCUGAUCGACUUACCCAGUGGAUUGCCAGAACUAUAGCGACCUAUCCGGACACAGUCGCCCUGAAGGAUACCGACGGAAGAGACCUCACCUACGCCGCGAUGGAGAGCAGAGUGCGUUCUAUUAUGGACAUUCUCAUAACAGCCGGUGUCAACCCUCGAGAAUUUGUGGUGGUGGCCUGCGGACCGUCCGUCGACACCGUCUGCGCCUUGUUGGCAAUCUGGCGGCUCGGGGCCGUCUAUGUUCCUGCAGACCUCGAGCAUGGUAUCGAGCGACUGUCCCUUGUCCUAAAAGAUUGCCAACCCACGGCUCUGAUAUGCCGCUCAAAAGCUGGAGUAGAGCAUCUCUUGGCCGAACAGGAGCUCCAAAUCGUGGAAUUGGAAAUGCAUUUGCCACCUCGAUCUACUUCCACGCUGGACUACGAUCUAUCUAUCGGGCAGGACCCCGCCAUCUUGAUUUAUACCAGUGGAACAACCGGGGUGCCCAAGGGAGUAUUGCUCAGUCAUGAUAAUCUACUAUGUCAUUUCUCGGCCGUGCAACAGGUGUUUCCAGUUGAUCAACCGGUGGUCUUGCAGCAGAGCUCGCACAACUUUGAUGCGUCCUUGUUCCAAAUUUGUGUUAGUCUGCUACACGGGGGUACCCUGGUCAUGACCAGUAAUCGUCAGGACCCGCUAGCGCUUGCAGAGUUGAUGGUACGCGAGAAGGUCAGCCUCACCCUUGGCGUUACCUCCGAGUAUGCCCUGUGGCUUGGCGAGGCCGCCUCCGUGCUGAGAGAUUGCACAUCUUGGCAAUAUGCCCUUUGCGGUGGAGAGAAAAUGGGAUUUGGCACACUGCAAAGCUUUUCCGCACUCAGUAUCCCUGGUCUGAGGCUUAUCAACGCGUAUGGGCCUUGCGAGGCAUCUGUCGCCUGCACAAUGGGAGAGAUCGACUACAAGAGAGCAAACCUUUCUGGAAGUCACGAUCCUAUUCCAGUUGGAGAAAUGCUACCCGCUUAUGCCAUCCACAUCUUAGACGACCAAAUGCAGCCGGUAGCUACAGGAUGGCCAGGUGAGAUCUGCAUUAGCAGUGGUGCUGUAUCAUCAUCUGGCUAUUGGAAUCGGCAGGAUGAGACCUCGGCGCGUUUCCGGGACUUCAACGGCGUCCGGGUCUACAAGACUGGAGACUACGGCCGCAUACUGCCCGACGGUAAACUGGAGUACCGCGGGCGCCUGAAGGGUGACUCGCAAAUCAAGCUGCGGGGGAUGCGUCUGGAGCUUGAGGAAAUCUCCAGUGUCCUUGUCCAGGCGUCCCAGGGUGUGCUACGGGAGGCUGCAGUGAUUGCUAAGGGGCAACCGGAGCCGUACCUUGUAGCAUUCGUGGUCUUUUCCACCACCUCUGACUCCCCAGUCAAUGUUGACUCUUUCCUCGACAGUCUGCGUAGUGGGCUUCCUCUUCCCGCAUACGCCAAACCCACGGUGAUCACCGUUAUCGACCGCAUCCCGUUGACGACCAGCGGCAAAGUUGACCGGACAGCACUGGGCAAACUUCAGAUCCAUCAACGGCAAAUAACAACUUCUACCUCAGGUGCGCUGAACAUCGUUGAAAUGAAACUGAAAGAGCUAUGGGAAGAACUUCUCCCGGUAACGGGGCUUCCUAUCACGUCGCGGUCCAAUUUCUUCGACCUAGGAGGCAACUCGCUGCAGAUCCUAAGGCUACAGGGACGCAUUCGAGCGAUCACGGCUGUCAGCAUCCCGGUGGUGCAUCUCUUCCAAUGCUCAACACUCAGCGAGAUGGCUCAGUUGAUUGGAGCGGCCACAACUGCGCACCGAGCAUCAUCCCCACCUCCUUUAGCACAAGCACCUCCCAACACGAUCGACUGGGAGAUCGAAACCGCUAUUCCCAGCUCCUUCGAUGACUCCAUCGCCAUCCCAGACCCUCUCAAUCACCCCGCACACCCGCCUCGAGAAGUUAUCCUCACCGGCACAACAGGCUUCUAUGGCACUGCACUCCUCAACCACCUCCUCUCAAUACCAUCCAUAACCCACAUCCACUGCCUCGCCAUCCGCCCCAACGCAGACGGCUCCCCCCGACACCUUCCGCACCUCUCAUCCCCCAAAGUCCACCUCUACAGUGGCGACCUCUCGCAUCCAACCCUCAGCCUCACAGAAGUCGAAGCCACUCGCCUCGCCUCCACCGUCGACUGUAUCAUCCACAACGGCGCCGACGUGUCAUUCCUGAAGCCGUAUUCCGCGCUGCGUGCCCCCAAUGUCCACUCUACCAAAUUCCUCUUCAGUCUAUGCAUUCCCCGCCGCAUCCCCUUCCACUAUAUCUCCACCGCUAGCGUCACGUCUCUAUCCAAGAAAGACGAAUAUCCCGAGGCUUCGGUAGCAAGCUACCCCCCACCCACGGACGGCUCGGCCAGUGGACAUACAGUGGGCUAUGCGGCAAGUAAAUGGGCUAGCGAGGUUUUCCUUGAGAAGGCUAGUGCGAGAUAUACUGAUGUCCCGGUUCGUGUUUAUCGUCCUACAGCUAUCACUGGAGCGGGGGAUAUGGCUAUUUCAGCGACGAGUGGUGGUGUUAUCGAGUCUGUGUUGGAUCUGAGUAGAGAAAUGGGGGCUACACCUGAGACUGGCUCCUGGAGGGGGUAUAUCGAUCUGAUUGGGGUGGAGAAGGCGGCUGAGAUGGUGGUGGGAAGGGUUGUUCAUGAUAGUGGUAGCGGUGAUUAUUGUGGGAAUGGAGUACAAUACUCGCAUGUCUGUGGGGAGAAGCGGUUCAAAGCGAUUGAAUUGAGGAAAUUCUUGGAGAAGGAGGAGGGGGUGGAAUUCCAGGAGCUGGAAUGGAAGGAAUGGUUGGCUAGGGCCGCUGAUUAUGGGAUUGAUGAUGGGGUUGCGGCUUAUUUGGAAGGAUUGCAGGGGAAGACUGGCAGUGCUGGGGAGUUGUUCUUUUUGCCGUUGUUGGGGGGCAGAUUAAGUGAUUAUUAG
Messenger RNA from Aspergillus niger, 11694 nucleotides. RefSeq lists its product as uncharacterized. The record is from RefSeq and is a predicted model, not a curated record. The transcript is spliced from 7 exons. Bases 1 to 11694 code for a protein of 3897 amino acids. Gene Ontology annotation, biological process: fatty acid biosynthetic process; secondary metabolite biosynthetic process. Gene Ontology annotation, molecular function: fatty acid synthase activity; phosphopantetheine binding; 3-oxoacyl-[acyl-carrier-protein] synthase activity. NCBI's taxonomy places the organism in Eukaryota, Fungi, Ascomycota, Eurotiomycetes, Eurotiales, Aspergillaceae.